CGAUUGACAAAUGUAGACUCCGGAGCACUGUUUAGUUUCUUCGCACACGACUACGAUUGCGACUGCGACUGCGACUGCUACUCUGGUUGAAAUUGAAGAAGAGUACCUACUUACAUUUUAGGUUUAACUUCAGAAAAAAGUGUACCUUUUGGCUAUAAAAUUCUGGUAAUUGAGUUCCAAAUCCUCAUCACCUCAAAAAAUGGCAGCCAAUUUUUGGACUUCAUCACACUACAAAGAGCUUCUGGACCCGGAAAAGGUGGAUGUGUUGCAUCCAAUUGACAAGGAGAGGGGGAUCACCCUCGAAGAUUUCAAGCUCAUUAAGAUGCAUAUGGCCAAUUAUAUUGCGAGAUUGGCUCAAAAUGUGAAAGUGAGGCAAAGGGUUGUGGCCACCGCAGUUACAUACAUGAGACGUGUUUAUGUGAGGAAAAGCAUGACUGAGUAUGAUCCUCGCCUAGUGGCUCCAACUUGCUUGUACCUGGCAUCAAAAGCAGAAGAAAGCACAGUGCAGGCUAGGCUUCUUGUAUUUUACAUCAAAAAACUAUAUUCAGAUGAAAAAUAUAGGUACGAAAUAAAAGAAAUACUUGAAAUGGAGAUGAAAAUUUUAGAAGCCCUCAACUAUUAUUUAGUUGUGUACCAUCCUUACCGGGCAUUGUCUAAGUUGCUUCAGGAUGCUGGAAUGAAUGAUGCAACUCAACUAACUUGGGGAAUUGUCAAUGAUACCUACAAGAUGGAUCUAAUUCUCAUACAUCCUCCACACUUGAUUGCGUUAGCCUGCAUGUAUGUUGCAAGUGUUAUCAAAGAUAAAGAGAACACAACCUGGUUUGAAGAGCUUCGAGUUGAUAUGAAUGUUGUGAAAAAUAUCGCGAUGGAGAUAUUAGAUUUCUAUGACAGCCACAAAAUGAUCACAGAGGAGAGGGCAAAUGCUGCCAUGAACAAGCUAGCAUUCAAAUAGCAGAAGUUCGGGAAAGUCAGCUAUUCAUUGACCAACUAAUUUCUAGUUAUGUAUCUCUAAUGUAAGUAAAUUAUCGUUGUGCCUGUGUACAUAAGACCAUGAACUCCAUUUCUAAAAGCCACUUGGCGCUCUAGGUUGUGGGUCUAAACCGAUUUAAGAGCGAGUCAAACAUGGUUUACAUCUUCUGUGACUGUGAGAGUAUCAAGUGCUUGUAAUAUAAGAAUUGGUGACAAUAGGAGACCUGUAGAUGGAUAUGUGAAUUGAUCUGUGUUUACCUGUAUGUAUCUUUAUGGUGCAUGAAAUCUUGCAUUAUUCUUUUCUUUCAAAUG
Ilex paraguariensis (yerba mate) is the source of this 1281-nucleotide messenger RNA. Lineage: Eukaryota; Viridiplantae; Streptophyta; Magnoliopsida; Aquifoliales; Aquifoliaceae. The record is from the annotation of a GenBank genome assembly.